Messenger RNA from Verruconis gallopava, 1508 nucleotides. RefSeq lists its product as uncharacterized. Bases 190 to 1353 code for a protein of 387 amino acids. The transcript has a single exon. Lineage: Eukaryota; Fungi; Ascomycota; Dothideomycetes; Venturiales; Sympoventuriaceae. The record is from RefSeq and is a predicted model, not a curated record.
CAGACUGCGAACCGUACCAAGCAACGAAACCUUCCAGCAGGCCUGCUGCUCGUUGUCCCUGGUCUCAUCUUUUCCAAGCUCUCUGGCUUCUUUUCUCUUGCAUUCCCUUUUUCGGUCGCGCUCCUCCGUCGCUUUCAUCCACCACGCUCUGGCUCCGGAUCCGCGGCCGUGUUCUCCGCUGUCGUCGCGAUGAGAUCCUUACUGUCGUUUACGAUUGAGCAUUUCUUACUGUUCGAGGCGACUCUACUCCAAUACGCGAGCUUCGUUGCUGCAGUCACGAGCCCCAGCAACCUCAGCACAAGCCUGUCGGUUUCGUCGUGCUCAGGAUGCGCAAUUUCUGCAACGCAGACAUUACUGUCCUUUCCCCAAAGUGUCCAAGAGGUCACCUCAAGUCUGUCUGUCACUGUCAUUCCGUACGUGACAGUCUACGACGACGGCACGAGCAUCACAAAUUAUGCGACGUACACCAAGUACAAGUCUGGACAGAGCACGCAAGGCCUGGCUACGUCCCCCGCUCCUUUGACGUGGGAAACGUUUGGAACCACAUUAACAUAUCCCACGACAUACUAUGCGUAUCUUGGAGUUUCUGCCGGCCCAAACAAACUGUCUGGUACAAUAUGCCGUGCAACUCCCUCGCCUGCCGUGCUUGAUCCGUCCGAUCAAGCGCGUCUAGUGUUCCCGUUCACAUCGGAAGAGGGCAAUGACGUCCCGACGAAGAGCGCACAAUCCGUCCUCGACUCGCUGCCCACCAUCAGUGCGCUAGUCUCUCCGAACGCACCGGCUCAGUGCUCGCAUGCGAUCGGCGUCAUCGAAUUCUCUUCCGCAACCCCAGUAGCAACAGAGUCAGGAACGUCUGCCGCGUUGGCGGCCGUGGUACACACGAGCGUACGCUUCCUCACCACCCAAGGCCAAGCUGUGGUCACGCGUGCUUCCGGGACUGCGCCGCCCCCGCAGUCGCAAGUCAAUGACAACGGUGGCUCGUCGCCUUCUCCAACCAAUGGUGGGCAAGGGGGUAACAACAACCAGCAAUCAACGCCUGUCAUCAAUUGGGGCGGCUCCACAAUCACCGCUGGGCCCAGUGGUGUGUGGAACAUCGGCGGCCACAGCGUCACCGCGGGAGGCUCGGCUCAAAUCAUCGAUGGAACGACGGUUAGCAUUGCCGCCGGUGGAUCAGUCGCCGUCAUCAAUGGCCAUACGUCCAGUCUGGAAAGCGCAAAGCCCAGCAGCAGCGGCGGACUUUCACAAGCCACGGGAGGUGCUGGCGGGCAGGUCUCCGUCUUUGUCCCUCUUGCUACGUGGUUUGCCGCAAUUUCGAUAGGAUUCUUGGGUCUUCUUGUUGGCGUUUAUCUAUAAAGUGGGGGGGUGUGGUUCGAUAUGAUGCUCAGAACAUCAAAUCAGGACGUUUCAAGUCAUGACUGACAUGUGUACAAAUUUGGAUAAUGUAAUCAUUAUUUCAGCGAAACCAUCGACGCUCGAGCAAUCAUGAGCUAUUUGUUUUUUCCCAUCAA